Molecule: messenger RNA, 2654 nt
Organism: Scleropages formosus (Asian bonytongue)
Lineage: Eukaryota; Metazoa; Chordata; Actinopteri; Osteoglossiformes; Osteoglossidae
Gene: cp110
Product: centriolar coiled-coil protein 110
Exons: 8
Coding region: 549-2570 (673 amino acids)
Biological process (GO): centriole replication; ciliary basal body organization; negative regulation of centriole elongation
Cellular component (GO): centriole
Source: RefSeq, a predicted model, not a curated record
UCGCCUUGAACUCUCGUCUUUCUGCACAAUACUAUAGUGUCGCCUCGCAGUCGUAUCGAAACGGUUUUUAUGUUAAAGUCGCUGGCGCCACAUCUUCACAAGAGCGUGUUUCAAAUAAUAAAAACUCGGAAAAACUUAGCCGCGCAGUUUUAAUUCCACCGUGUUAACUUAUUCACCUCAGAGUUUCUCUUUGUUUACUGUCACUUGUUGUUGAAUGGUCGCAGAAACCGUUUUUUUUUUGUGCCAGAGAAGUGAGAGGAAAUUGAGCUUAAUCGGUUCAGUGAGUGUCGUUUUAGUGCUUUCGAGACAACAACAUUAAUGCCAGAAUUAUUAAUCCAACAUCGAACUGGACCGAACAGAGAAACAAACAUUUCACUAAAAAAAAAAAAAAAAAACUGUAAACAGAGAUAAAAUAUAACCGGUUAGGGUUUUAUAUAUAUAUAUAAAACAUAUGUAUAUCCUGCAUGUUGUUUGAACAGCAGAGUAUUUGAUCCAGUAUGAAAAGGUUCGAAUCCCACAACCAGCUGUAGUUCCUUUGAGAAAGGUGGAUGGAGCUGUACGAGGAGUUCGUGGGGCGUCUGCGCUCUCGGUUGCUGGGGGUGUCCCGCGCACCGAUCCCCAGAGACCCGACCGCCCGAGGCUCGUCUUGCAUCCUCUUCCAUGGCUCGGCCAUCCUGCCCCCCAUGCUCACUGAGCAGCGGAGAGAGGAAAUGUUGAGAUACAAAGAAGAGACCUUGAGACUCCCGAGGCAGCGGAAGACAGCGGAAUGCAACCCAAGGAUGCUACGUGUUCGGAUGCUCCUCGACAGCGUCCAGGUGAGAAGGGCACCGUCGCUCAAAGAGUUUGUCCAAAGCAAGGACACCACUUUCGUGACACAAAGUGCCCACUGCCUGGGUGCAAACACUGAGUUCUCGUCCCGAACGGACAGAAUAGACUGGGCAAGCGUGCCCCUCCGGGACCUUCCCCUGCCAGUGUGUUCUACAUUGAAACCAAUGCAUGAUGGGAAGGUGGAUGACAUCACGUCUCACACCUUGGCGUGCGCAGCCAGAGGUUCGCUGGGUGCAAAAGGGUUGAGUAUGAGUUCAGAAGUGGACAAGCGUAGUAGGACCCAGGAUUCCAUAGUGUGUCUAGAGGCAGGCGAUACAGGACAAGAGCAUCCGGAGCGAGUCGUCUCAGAGCCGACGCCACCUUCCGACUCCGUCCACAUUAACGCACUGAAUACGGAGCGUGUCGGGCCUCAGCUGGGCUCAGCUCGUAGCAUCUUCUGGAGCUUUCCCAGGCCGCAGCUGUCUUGCAGUCCCACUCGCCGUGAAAAGGGGGGUGGUUUCACAAGAAAGCUGUUUGUGAACACUGCCCUACCCGUGAGCAGCGAUGCUGACAAGGUGGGCUGCCCGACAAUGGGGGACGAGAAUUUCAAGGAGAAGAUUCUUGACCGCUCCAUGCAGAUCGGCCAACUGGAGAUGUGCCUGUCCGGCCUGAAAUCCUCGAUCUCUGACCUGGGCACCAUAUUAGUGUGGGAGGAUGAUCCGACAGAGAAGCAAUGUCCCAAGGACAAGCAGCUGGCCUGUGCUCGCCGUGUGUUGUUCCCUGGGUUGACGCUCGCUGAAGGAGGACUUGUCGGGCCUGACUGCUGCAUGACAAAUGCAUCCACGUUCACCCCAGGGGACAUCGGCUACCGGUGGGCGGUGGAGGACUGUCGCCCCUCGUUAAACCGGUCUUAUGACGUGGAGGCCCCUUCAGGCUUGUGGCUGCAGGCUGAGCCAGACCAGGGUGCUGACCGGUGGGGGGACGCGGGGCUGUGUAUCCCAGAGCCCGCAAGCUACGUCCUGCAGUCCCAGGCCAAGCAUAGGCUCCUCGUGGGACCUUCAGCCGAGAGUGCGUGCAGGGUGCCAGGCAGCAGAGCAGAGGGAAAGCAGAGUUGCAGCGCCUCUAAAGGUGCGCCAGGCAGAAAAGGUUCGCAGUGCUCUCCAUCCCCUGCUGCAUCAGGGCUCUGUGAAAGACAUCGUUUAACAGAUUACACAAGCGACGUACGUGACUUUGUCCCGCAGACACCCUGUCUCCUCGCCUCGCAUGUGCGCCCCCUGGUGGCCGCUGCAGUCAAGGGCUUCCUCACAAGGCGCCUGCUUCGUACAGAGCAAGUGGCACAGCUGCGACGUGUUGUCACGGACUCCCAGGACUUCCUGUUGGCGUUUCAGUCUGAGACGCCCACGGGGGGCACCCUUGUCAGCCAGCAGGACCUGAUAUUGCUGGAGCGAGUGUUACUGCAGCUCCGCUCUGCCCUGUACGAGAUCCACGACAUCUUUUUCUGCUGCACCGUUGGUGAGAGGAUGAAGAUGAUAUCCGGGGACCGUGAGCUGGCCAGAGCAAGAGAGCUGAAACGCCUGGAGAAGGAAGAAAGGCAAAGCCACCAAGUUCCCGGAACCGCUAAGUCCCUGGAGAGGAAGAGGAGCUGGACGGUGCAAAAGGCGCACGAGGAGAGGCAGCAAAAGGUUAAGGGCAGGGAUGGCUGUAGACGCGUCUGUGAGCGUGUCUGUCAGAAGAGCGUCUCCAUCCUGUCCGGCAGGCUGUGAGGAACCAGAGCGCCCCAUCGUUCCUUCGGGAUGUGUAUACACACACACACCCCACCCUGUUUUUCAGUUAUUCUUUAAUAAAAG